CCGUCAGGGGGCCUAGAAGCUCCACAUGGACCACAGCCUUCCUGCGCCGGCUGCCCAGCCUGGGGAGGGGCUCUGGAACCAGUCCACCACUUCCAGAAGAUUCAGAAAGUUGAUUCACAUUUCAUUUUUGAGCAACUGCUCUCGCAUCUCUUUGCCGGUGUGACCUGACCUCUUCCAACCUUCUCCCCACCCUCACAUCCCCUCUAUGCCUUCCAUCAACCCUUUGGUCACUUCCCUAAUCGCGCGUCUGGGAGGCAGACUCCCCCUCCCCCACCCAGAGGGCUGCCAGUCUCCUUUCUAGUACACCCGUUCCCCUCCCCGCACUUCCCCUCUCGGGUUCUCCCAGAAAUGGGCGAGAGAGCGAGCGGCAAACUUUCAGAGGUCCCGGAGACAGGCUGUGCGCCGCCCGCCCCAGGCGCGCGGGAGUGAGUGAGAGUGUGUGUGUGUGUGUGUGUGUGUGUGUGUGUGUGUGUGUGUGUAUGUGUGUGUCUGCGCGCGCGAGCGCGCGUCUGAGUGUGUAAGGGGCCGAGGCUGGAAAGGAAAGCGGCCGCCUCGCGGAGAAGGAAGGAGCCUCCCCCUUCCUCGUCGCCCCCCUCCCCACUUCCCGUCCAGCUUGCUGUCGCUUCCCCCUCCGCGGGCCUCGGGGCGCACGGAGCCUUCCCACGGCCGAGAAGCUGGAGGAGACUGUGGGGUGCAUGCUGGGCGGGGGACCCCAAGGCGCCCCGGCCGGUGGCGGCGGGGGCCACUGCGCAGCAGUGGCCCCGAGUGCCCGUAUUUCUUCUUCGGGAGACAGACAUGCUUUCCCCACAAGGCCCUGGGAUCAUCAAAUCAUUGGCACCCGGGAUUGCUUACCACCUGCAGCGUCUUUUCGGAGGAGGCGGCUGGCACGGAGGCCGGGCUACAUGAGAGGCACAGCUGGGCCCCAGAUCGGGUUUCUCUACCCAGCAGUGGCCACUCCGUUACGGGCCCAGGGAGCGGUGUGCGGGGAGGAGUCCCUCCAGUCUGAGUCCAGGGCCAGACACUGUGGCCUUGAACUUGGAGGCCAGUGGCGAGGCCCCUCUGUUGGGAGCCCAGCAGCCUCAUCUCUGACCAUUGUGGGCCACCCAGGCCUGGCUCUGACCGCUGUGAGGGGACCCUCGGGGCUCUUUGGGAUUCAGCUCAGAGCUGACACCAAACUACCUGCCAGGCUCACCAGGUCGUGUGGCCCUGGGGACACUGGGUGGCAGGGGGCGCUCCCACCCAUGGACAGUUCUGAGGCCCCAGGCCCUGGCCGGGAAGCUGCCGGCGGUGAAAGAGCAAAGGGCACCUGGACAAAAGGUUGUCUGUCCUCAGAGGAGGGGAAUGGCAGCAGGUGCAACCUUGAAAGUGGCCCCAGGGUCCCCUCUGCCCCGGCCGGCUCUCAGGAUGGCUUCACCUCCAGCUUUAGCUUCAUACGGCUCUCGCUCAGCUCUGCUGGGGAACGUGGGGAAGCGGAAGGCUGCCCGCCGUCCAGAGAUGCUGAGGCCCCUUGUCAGAGCCCCGUGGAGACGGAAGCCAAGGACGCCAGCUUGGACAGGCCCCACGCACACCCUCGACUUCUCUCUCCCCACUUCAACGUCAAGGCUGCUCAGAGCCUGGCCGACCCUGCCCAGAUGGCAGCAGGCAGCCCCCGGCUGGAGUGUGAGACGCGUUCUUUACCGGACGUGGACACUGCCUCCUCCUGCCCCCUGGUCCCCUCGUGGUCAGAGGGCAGCGGCGUGGGGGAUGCUCCCCGUUGGGAAACACUACUCAGGAGGUGCGAGCCUGUGCUGCUGGACUGCCUGCUGAGUGACCAGAGGCAGCUGGAGGUAAAGUCCUUAAGAUUAAAGCUUCAGAAACUUCAAGAAAAAGCAGUUGAGGAAGAUGAUUAUGACAAGGCCGAGGCGUUAAGACACAGAUUGGAAGAGCUGGAGAAGGAGAAAGGCAGCCCACACUUCCAGCUUCCUUCGAGGCAGCCGGCCCUCUGCAGCCUCCUGGGCCACCUGGACGCACAGGCCCAGGCAGCCUUGCGCCACAGGGCCUCCCAGCUGGCCAGCAGUGACGGCGCCCAAGCCCUGCUCAGAAUGGAGCCAAAGCGGUUCGAACCCACUGCCCAGGACGCCCUGCGUGUGUCCAUCACCAGACGAGACUGGCUUCUUCAGGAAAAGCAGCAGCUGCAGAAAGAAAUCGAAGCUCUCCAAGCAAGAAUGUCUGUGCUGGAAGCAAAAGAUGAGCAACUGAGAAGGGAAAUAGAAGAACAAGAGCGGCUGCUCCCGUGGCAGGGCUGCGACCUGGCCGCCCUGGUGGGCAGGCUGUCCCUGGGCGAGCUGCAGGAGGUCAGCAAGGCCUUGCACGACACCCUGGCCUUAGCCAACCAGAUUCCCCUCCAUGCAGAACCACCUGACGCUGUAAGGAGCCUCCGGGAACGGAUAAAAACCCUCAACUUGUCACUGAAGGAACUCACCGCUAAGGUGUGUAUGAGCGAGAGAAUCUGCAGCACUCUCAGGAAGAGAGUAAAUGAUAUUGAAAUCCAACUGCCGGCGCUGCUUGAAGCCAAAAUGCUAGCCGUAUCAGGAAACCAUUUCUGUACAGCCAAGGAGCUCACGGAGGAGAUGAGAUCACUAACAUCGGAGAGGGAAGGGCUGGAGGGACUCCUCGACAAACUGCUGCUGCUGAGCUCCAGGAAUGCCCAGAAGCUGGGAAGUGUGAAGGAAGACUACAGCAGACUGAGAAAGGAGCUGGACCAGGGGGAAACUGCCCACGGGGUACAGCUUGGUGGCAUUGAGUACAUUCACUUGUCGCGCAACCAUCACCUCCAUCUGUCUCCGGACAUUUUCAUCUCCUUAGACUGAAAGUCUGUCCCCAUGGAACAGCAAAUUCCCAUUCCUUCCCAUCCCUCCCUCCGCAGCCCUUGGCAACCACCAGCCCACUUUCUGUCUCCACAGAUUUGACUAUCCUGGGUACCUCAUGUAAGUGAAAUUGUACAGUAUUUGUCCUUUUGUGACGGGCUUAUUUCACUUAGCGUCAUGUCCUCAAGGUUCAUCCAGGCUGUAGCCUGUGUCAGAACUUACUUUUUUUUUUUUAACGCUGAAUAAUAUUCCAUUGUGUGGAUAGACCAUCGUUCGUUUAUCCAUUUAUCCACUGAUGGCCAUUUGGGUUGUUUGUACCUUUUGCCUCUUGUGUAUAAUGCUGCUAUGAACAUGGUUGCUGCUGCUGAUUUUUAAAGGAUAAGUAUAUCCCAUGUAUUUUUGGGAUAUACUUACAUUAAAAAUUAUUCAUUGUUCAUCUGAUAUUCAAAUGAACUGGGCAUCCUGUAUUUUAUCAGGUAAUCAUACCUGGUUAAGAACCAUGACCCUAGGCACUACCUUCCUUCCUCAGGCCCUGGCUUGGGGCUGCAUGGACAGCAGUUGAAUUUAGGAUUGCCAUGUACAACUUACAUGUUAAAUCCUGGGUAUUCCCAGACUUUGAGCACCGUGCAGCACAUGCAGAGCAAGGUGGGCAUGGUAGCAUUUGCUUUCUUCAACUUUGUGAGUCAACAACUGGGGAAAGGUGAUGCAGCUGCUGACCUUUCACUUUGAUUUGCUUCUCACCCACUUUAUCUGGUAAAUUAAUGUUUAUUAAGGUGUUUAUCAAGAGAAUAAUAUCACGAUCGAAUUCUUCAAAGAGUCAAGCUAAAGAAACAAGUUGGGGUCCUCACUGUCCACUGGUCUCCAUUACAAAUGAUCCCUUUCUUCCCGUUUUGCAUUGUCUACCACCCAGAGAAAGCCACUUAAUAGAUUACUCUUACCUGAUUGAGGACGGUUGAGUGUGGCCACCUAGAACUUUGCCUCUGAGGCACGGGGACUUGGGUGGACCCUGGCUGCGCCACCCACUUUGGGCAAGGGGCUUACUCAGCUUCAGUUUCCUAUCUGUAAUAAACAGAUGACACAAAUGCCUUCUCCAGUGGGGUCACCCUAAGAGAUGACGGAAAUAAUACAGAUAAUGCUCCCUCUGUGGGAAUAUCUGGCCGGUGGCAGGUGCUCAGCUAAGCUUAACUGUGGAGCUGGGGUGAGGUUUCGAUGACACAAAGAUAGCGAUAAUUACUAGCAUUUAUUAAGUGCUUGCUGUGUUCUGUGACCAAGCCUAAAGGUCUUAGGUGCAUUGUUGCACUGAAUCCUUACACUGAGCCCCGGAGGCUUGUGUCAUCAUCAUGAUUCCUUUUCCCAGGUGAAGAAUGUGAAGCACAGAGACGUUUAGCUUCCCUGAGGGUGAGUCUACUGAGUGGCAGAACUGGAAUUUGUGUCAAAGCAUCCUGAUUCCAGAGUGAAUAGCCAUCCUGACACUCAGCGACACAUCAGCCUGGGAGACGAUGCUUCUGGAAGGAUGUAGAAGUGACACAUGCGGGGGAAACUGAGGCAGGAGGUGAUGUGAGGUCAGCCAGGACAACCCUGGAGGUAACCUUCCUUCAGAAUUUCUGGAGAGGUGCUUUAGAGCCCCUUGAGCCCAGCCCUCAGGAAGGAUGCUUUUUUCCAGAACGCCUUCUGUGCUUCCAACCUACUCAGAAAAAUCCAACUUACAAAACAUCAUCUGAGCAGCACCAAGGACUCCAGCCACCAACCCCCAACUUGAGGAAAUGCAAUAUUUAUUUUUCACAAAAGCCAAAAUGGUUUUAAUCUACCUACACUGGCUCAGAGGAGAAGUCAGCUGGUGCCCACGUGGCUCUCCUGCACCACGGUUUCCUGGGGCCCUCCCCCCACAUCUGCUCUCCUGAGGGCUCCCUCCUCCAUCUCACCCCUGCCACCAGGUGUUCGGAGGUGUCGGCAGUUAAACUUUUGAUUGAAAAUUUUGCCUCAUCUUUCUUUCCUUCGGCGAUGUUUGGCUUUGGGGCCUCGAAAGGAGCCUUUGGUCCCUGGGCUGCUGUAGACAGACAUCACCUCACCUGGUAUGUGUUUCUCCACUGAAAAAAACUUUGCACCAACUCCUGCACCCUUUCAGACUCACCCCGUGGAGUGCACGUUCAGGCUGUUUCUUGGGGCUUCUUCCCGAGACAGCAUCUCUCAGGGGGGUAUGGAUUCGGUCAUCAUGAGUUUCCAGUGUUGCAUCAUUGCUGAAAGGAUGUCAGCCGUCAGCUCUGGCUUACAAGAUCUUCCUGUUAAGACUUUAUAUAGGGUGUCAGAUGGUGAAAACCAGAGCAGCCCGGGAAUGAGAAACGAGAAUUCUGCUUCUGUGCGGCUUUGUCUUUCACCAAGCGCCCUGUUCCCACAAGAGGAGGCCCGAUGGGAGGUUAGGGGAUAUGUGUCUGGCUUCCAAAGUCACAGAUCGGAGCGUUCUUUUGUAUUCACUUGACAAGUCCUGCGUGUGCCCCUUUACCUGUUCUCUCCCGUAUUAUGAGCCUAAGGGUGGCUUAUUUCAACAUCUUUGUAUUUUCUCUGGAAGCUCAAUGGGAAUUUAAUCACAGAAUUUAGGGAGCUUGUCAUAUAAAUACAUGUAAAGUGAAAAAGAUGAACUUUUCCCCCGGGUGAGUAAGGGCAGCAAUCAAUCAAAGGAAAGCACCGGGAGAAGGAACGGAGGGAACGCCUCCCUCCCUCCUGGGACCACCUGUCCCGGGGAGGACAGCCCACACAUGGUGUGGCAGAGCAGACACAGCUGAACAUACAAGCGAGGCUGCGUGCUUGCUCACAUGUUGGAGCUGGAAGGGUAAGGAGCAUUCUUGUCGAAGAAGGCGCGUGUGAGCACCAGAGUUUUGGGACAAAAAUAUUUCUCCUGGAACAUCUAUCGAAACAUUUGUGUGAUGUGCAGCAGAGUGUGUGUGGGGUGGGUGUGAAUAUAUCUGCGUAGGUAAAAUGAGGAUAAUGUGAACAAUCCGGGGGAAGAAGGGAAGGGGUGAUAUUGGGAAUCCUAAUUUUCGUUAGAGAGACGCGCGUGGAGGUGCUCACAGCCAGGCGGAAGGAAAAAAGGCAACGUUUCUGUCAAUACAACAUUUGCAACAGGAUUUUUUUUUUUUUUUAAUGAUUCUUUUGCUCCGAUUGUUGGGCUGGCACCAGUCAGUUCAACAUUUGUCUUACGGAUAAGGCGAGGUUGGGAUGGCAUUAUAUAUGGCCAGGUCAUUGGACUUGGAGGUUCAUCUUUACGGUGAGCUCAUCUGGAAGCUCUGCCUCUUCCUCUGUAGUCCUUCUGCAGAGUCAGAAUGGUAUGCAGUUAAGAAUGUGUGGGGCCUAGAUCCCAGCUCGCUAUUUGCAGGACCUUCACUAGUUUGCAUACUGCUCUGGCCUCAGUUUCUUGUCUAACAGAAUCACCAACUCUGCGGUGAGGCUACCCACCUAGCACGAUCUUCCGAGCACUAGAACGGUCUGAAGCUGGCAUGGCUUCCAUCAGGGAGUUGAGAGCUCCCUUGCUCGGGAGCUGGUCAAGCUGCUACUGAAUGGUCGGUGUUGGGGAUGUUGCAGAGAAAGUUCGCAGGUGGAGGGACAAGAUGACCUCAGAGGUGUCCUCCAUCAGUGAGAUAACACACGAAGAGUGCCUCCUCUUAUACCUGUGAUGGGGUACAUCGUUCCCCCCCACCGACUCCUGCCCAAAGAUAUGUCCAAGUGUUAACCCCUGGUACCGGUGAAUGUGAACCUAUUUGGAAAUAGGGGCUUUGAAGAGAUAAUGAAUUUAAGUAUCUCAAGAUGAGAGCAUCCUGGAUUUGGGGCAGACCCUGAGUCCAGUGACUGGUGUUCUUUUACGAGAAAGGAGUGGGAGACUUGAGGCACUGAGACCUCCAGAGGGGAAGGCAGAGAUGGGAGAGAUGCGUCUGCAGGCCCAGGAACACCAACGGUUGCUGGCGACCACCAGCAGCCAGGUGAGAGGCGUGGAACAGAUUCUCCCUCAGAGCCUCCAAUGGGAACCAACCCUACCGCACCAUGAUUUUGAACUUCCGGCUGCCGGAACUGCGGGACGAUACAUUCCUGUUGUUUUGAGUGACCACUGUGGUAUGAUGCUAUAGCAGCCUCAGGAAGCUGAUGCAAUACCUGACCCCUAAGAAGCGCUCCAUGAUGACAAGCUCUUCCAGGUACCACUGCUAUGACUAACAGCAGUAGGUCUGUGUGUUCCUGCAGAGAUCAGUUAUUCCACUUCCAAGAACAUUCCCAACCCUGGAUUGUUGUUGUCGGUUAACUCCCUGGAAGUAAAAGCUCUUCUACAAACCCUGCUUGUCGAUAGACUUAAGAGGACAGGACGUACUUAUUUAGGGGUAGCAAAUUAAGACCUUUAGGAUUAGUGGCAUGUCUCGACAGCCCAGACCCAUGUGAGAAGUAGGUUUACGUAAAAAGCACUAGUGUGUUUUCUACGUGAAGUGUGGAACAUAAAAUUCAGGAGAGUCCCGUUCAGAAUGCCAGGCCAGGUAUCACAACGUCUGUUAUGGCAGGGGCAAGGGCUCUUACCGGAAAUCUGUCCUCGCUACACAUUUCUUCUGUGCUCAUGGCUCAGGACAGCUGGAUCUGGAGGUUUAGCUGUUGCAAUCACAAUUUUUAUAAACUUGGUGAUGAGUCUCAGGCUCACCUAUCUGUACCUGACCCAGUUUCAGUGGCUACCUUUGAGUCUGCAUGUUGAGAGAUCAGGCCGAACAGAGAACUGAGGGAGUAACAGCACUUUUACGCACAGUAGGAGAAAAGCCAAGGGGAACAAAAGAGAAAGGAAGCUCUUUGGAUGUGAAGGCAGGGGCAGAGAUUUAUCCUUCACUAAAUCUAAGGACUGAAAGCCUGAUGGAGGGAGGGUUCAAAUGUGAAUUCAAUUCUCAUGCUCCUUUCGUGACCUCCUUUAAGGAAGGCCAGCUUUGAGGAAUGAGGCUUUCCCAAGGGGAUGAUACAUUGUCUUCAUCACUUUAUGUACUUUUCUCAGAAGUCCAUUGGUUUCCUGGAAUUUUUACUUAGAAUUCCAGAUAGUCCAACAAUAAGUUUUCAAGGGCCAUGGUUUUUACCAAUAAAAUGAAUGGCAGAUGU
Felis catus (domestic cat) is the source of this 7955-nucleotide messenger RNA. It is a transcript of the gene DISC1, whose product is annotated as DISC1 scaffold protein. The coding region runs from base 696 to 2849 and encodes 717 amino acids. Gene Ontology annotation, biological process: cilium assembly; neuron migration. The transcript is spliced from 11 exons. NCBI's taxonomy places the organism in Eukaryota, Metazoa, Chordata, Mammalia, Carnivora, Felidae. Gene Ontology annotation, cellular component: centrosome; intermediate filament cytoskeleton; mitochondrion. The record is from RefSeq and is a predicted model, not a curated record.